Messenger RNA from Triplophysa rosa, 3174 nucleotides. RefSeq names its product MAPK activated protein kinase 2a (gene mapkapk2a). The coding region runs from base 441 to 1598 and encodes 385 amino acids. NCBI's taxonomy places the organism in Eukaryota, Metazoa, Chordata, Actinopteri, Cypriniformes, Nemacheilidae. Gene Ontology annotation, molecular function: calcium/calmodulin-dependent protein kinase activity; mitogen-activated protein kinase binding; ATP binding. The transcript is spliced from 10 exons. The record is from RefSeq and is a predicted model, not a curated record. Gene Ontology annotation, cellular component: cytoplasm; nucleus. Gene Ontology annotation, biological process: protein autophosphorylation; response to cytokine; toll-like receptor signaling pathway.
AGAGUAACAAGACGCUGGCCGAAAGUCUCAAAGGGCCAGUGUGCUUCUCACAGAGAACAGCCGUUUAAGCGCAUGUCAUUUUCCACUUUUUAACUCAACUUUCGUGUUUUUAACUGGUUAGGCGGCGUUUUCCCAAUACUAGACGACACUUCGAACUCAUUUAACCUGAAAUUGUUUUUAUACAGCUCGCCUUUUUACUCUCUGAGCCUUGAGUUGGUGGUGGAUUGACCCUAGACAUGGAUAUUAGCUAGCUUGGCUAGUCAGCGAGAAACCGAAGGAGGAGGGUUUGUGUCAGUUUUAUCGCUUUUAAACGUCGUUUAUGUGCCUAGGGUCGAACUCUCUGAGGCAGAUUCUCGCCUUGGGUGUUGCCAAAGAAGGAUUGAAGUUCGGGAGAAGUAGCUAACGUUAGUUGUUUAACUGAGGGAAGAAAAAGGUGGAGGAUGUUGACUAACGCUAACAGUCCGCCGAAGUUUCCGAACCAGCAGCAGCCACAACAGCAGCAGCAGCAAAAUCCAGCCCAGUUCAUGCUGGGAAAAGGUUCACUUCAGAUCAAGAAAAAUGCCAUAAUCGACGACUACAAAGUCACUAGUCAGGUCCUGGGACUGGGCAUAAAUGGCAGGGUCCUGGAGAUCUUUCACAAGAGAAGUGGGGAGAAGUACGCUUUAAAGAUGCUUCAUGACUGUCCCAAAGCGAGACGAGAGGUGGAGCUGCAUUGGCGAGCCUCCUCUUGUACCCAUAUCGUCAGAAUUGUUGACGUCUAUGAGAACCUCUACCAAAACAGGAAGUGCCUUCUUAUUGUAAUGGAGUGUAUGGAUGGAGGUGAGCUGUUUAGUCGGAUUCAGGACAGAGGGGACCAGGCAUUCACUGAAAGAGAGGCAUCAGAUAUCAUGAAGAGUAUAGGAGAGGCCAUUCAGUAUUUGCAUGCUAUAAACAUUGCACACAGAGACGUCAAGCCAGAGAACCUGUUAUAUACCUCUAAAAGGCCCAAUGCCCUUCUCAAACUGACAGACUUUGGAUUUGCAAAGGAGACAACCACACACAACUCACUGGCCACCCCUUGCUAUACUCCUUAUUACGUUGCCCCAGAGGUUCUUGGUCCAGAAAAGUAUGACAAGUCCUGUGACAUGUGGUCUUUGGGUGUCAUCAUGUAUAUUCUGCUAUGUGGUUACCCACCUUUCUAUUCUAACCAUGGCCUGGCUAUAUCACCUGGUAUGAAGAAACGAAUCCGUAUGGGACAGUACGAGUUUCCAAACCCUGAGUGGUCUGAUGUCUCAGAGGAAGCCAAACAGCUUAUCAGAACAUUACUGAAAACUGAGCCAACACAGAGGAUGACCAUCACAGAGUUCAUGAAUCACCCCUGGAUCAAUCAAUCAAUGGAAGUUCCUCAGACCCCCCUACACACCAGCCGUGUUCUGAAAGAAGAAAAAGAUGCUUGGGAAGAUGUCAAGGAGGAAAUGACUAGUGCCUUGGCGACAAUGAGAGUCGACUACGAACAGAUCAAAAUUAAGAGGAUCGAAGACUCCUCCAAUCCAAUGCUGAUGAAGAGGAGAAAGAAAGCCAACAAUACGGCUGCUGAAAAUGAGACGCCUGCUUGCUAGGGACAUCUUUGACACACAUGCACACAUUUACACACGUACAUUCAGUUCAAACGUUAAGCAAGCAAUAACUCUUUUUUUUUUUUUUAAUCACUCUGAAUAUUUCUUUUUAUUCACUCACCAUUUGUAACCAAUAAACAACGUUGCUACCAAAAGAAAUGGGCUGUGAAAUUACAAUACAAGACUCAAGAGUUGUAAAACAGCCGUUGUCCAGUAAUUUGCUUUUUAAAUUUGUCACAAGUACUUUUUUUCACAUGGUGUUUGUUGGGGUAAUUAGAAUGCUAAAUCAGAAGCCAUUGGUACAUGAGUUCAUAAGUUACACACUGUCUGUUAUUUUUAAUUAUGUUCCAUUUGAGUUCGUAAGAUGAGUUGUUGCAUUUCCUUCUGCUAAUGCUUGGAGAAGCCUUUGCAUAAUGCUUAACUUUCCUAAUGUUCCUCUUUUCUACACAGUACAUGUCAUUUCUGCACUUGAAUGCUCCAAAUGACUGCAGUCAAUACUAGUGCCCAGAUAUAGAAAAUGUAUUUCUGAAAUGACUCUUUGAAUGUAGACACGUUCUGUUCUCUACUGUGAAUAAGUUGGUCAGUAUUGUUCAGGGCCCUGUCAAGUUAAAUACAAGAUCUUUAGUUUCAAUUAGCCUUACUCCGAGUUGGAUUGAUUCAUUCAGAUUUAAAGAAAUAAUGCACAUUGCUCAGCUUUCAAGAUUUAGUAUUCGAGUCUUUCGCUAUAUCCAAUAAGCCAAUCCAGCACAUUGCUUCUGCUCUCUUGAUUCAUGCUUGAGCUUAUUGCACACCAUUGGGUUAUCAAUAAUUUGCCUUGUAUCGAUUCUAUGCAUAUUUGUAUCCAGCUUGUUUUUCUUGUGUAUUUGUAGGGAAUGUUAACAUGCUCUGGAGUUUCAUUUAAAAAUACAUCAGUUUUAACUCACCGCCCUGAACAGCAAAGCCCAUUGUUAUUUUUUUAAAAGUGUAUAAUGAAUCAAUAUGAAUAUGGGAUCUUUGUGAAGGUGGUGGGCGUCCUUUCGUGUAUGUUCAUGUUGUGUCUAUGAACUAUACCUACCAUGCAGUAAUUGCAUUAUUGUUUGAAUGCACCUAAGCAGCUUGGAGACGCCAGUAGUUUCAUGGAGAUUCUUACAGAUCCAGUGGACUGGUGUUAGCUGCACUAAUGACCGAUGCUGAAAGGUUGCAUUUUAUUUUAUUUUUCUAUAUAGUCUUUUUAAAAUCUGUAUAUUCAUAUUUGUCGUGUGCUUUAUCCUCUUAAAGGGAUGCGAGUUAAUGCCCAAAGUGUUGAACAUACAGUUGAGGAAAGUCAAUGAGCUCCCAAACAGCAUUUCGUUGCCCUUCAUCAUUUAGUCUGGAAAAUAUUGCUUUGAUACUGCCAUCGUGUUGGACUUCUCUUUACUCUCCAUGCCUUCUUAUCUCAAUGCAAAGUGUACAUUGUCAUUCAAGUUGAAAAACAGACUAGUAUUCCCACAGAAUUUUAUACUAACAGGGAGAGGCAGAAGUGGGUCCUGUUUUUAGUAUUUAACUGCUGUACUUAUGUCUUGGUCUGCUUCAACUUUGCAUUAAAAUGCCUAAAACACAA